Folsomia candida is the source of this 2151-nucleotide messenger RNA. RefSeq lists its product as uncharacterized. The record is from RefSeq and is a predicted model, not a curated record. The transcript has a single exon. Gene Ontology annotation, molecular function: phosphopantetheine binding. NCBI's taxonomy places the organism in Eukaryota, Metazoa, Arthropoda, Collembola, Entomobryomorpha, Isotomidae. Gene Ontology annotation, cellular component: cytoplasm. Gene Ontology annotation, biological process: amino acid activation for nonribosomal peptide biosynthetic process; secondary metabolite biosynthetic process. The coding region runs from base 24 to 2132 and encodes 702 amino acids.
ACGGAUCUUUUUCGGAAAUUUUGAUGUGGCUUAAUGCUGGAUAUCUGCUAGGAGCAUUAUCCCAGUCCCAAUCAGGGAAGCAUUGUUUCACUUGGGAUGGAAUAGAUUUCUCCGAGGAUACUUCUACUUAUAAGGAAUGUCUAAAUUUACCUCCAAAUCAUGAAGUGCUAGUUACUUUAGAAUGGGGCUUUAGCGGACAAAAUCUCCAAAAACUUUUGAAACCAACUAAAAUUCAAUAUUUUGUGAAGACGAACGGGUCGAAAUAUAUAGAAUCUUGGCAAACAUUUUAUAAUUCGGAAACAGACCGAAUUUCUGACGAUGCAAUUUUCAGUAAAAUAGAACUAAAUGAAGCACCCUUAGAAGCGGCAUCAAUCAUUGGAGAGUCCUCUAUUGGAUUAGUAUUUCAUGUUUCAUCGGGAAAUAUCCCAUGUGAUUUAAAAUAUGCAAGGCUUCGAAGUGGAUUUUGGGCCCAUAAGAUAAUGCUUGUAGGGAUCAAGCAUGGUUAUGGUUUUUGCCCGAUGGGAAACAUGAGUAACAUUCAACUUGAUGAUGGCUCAACUCCACUUCAUGCUUUAUUCGGGGGACGAGUAUCCCAGCGGCAAUUGUUGUCCAAAGAACCCUCAAAUGUUAAAAUCAACACUGACCAUACAGCGUUGUCCAAUUCUAUUCUAACCUUUAUAUCAACACAACUUCCGAAAUAUAUGUUACCCAGUCGUAUAAUAAUUCUACCAACGUGGCCUUUAACUGAUAACGGAAAACUGGAUAGCAAAUCGCUAGAAGCCAUUUAUCUCGAGCACGGUGCUCUCAAUGAUUUGGGCGACCUCAGAGUCACGCCUUUUAAUGAAUUCGAGAAUGUGUUAAUGUCCCUGUGGCAAAAAGUAUUGGGAACCAUGCUGCCCCUGAAUACUGACUUUUUCCAGACCGGUGGUAGUUCCUUGGACGCACUGAAAUUGGCGCUAAUGAUAAAUGAAACUUUCAAUCUUUAUAUUAAUGUCGCCUGGGUCUAUCAAUACCAAACUAUUACCCAACAAGCUAAAUGGUUAUUGGAUAAUGCGUCCAGUUCUCAAAACGGGGAAUCCCCGCGGAGUGAUUUCAUAACUUUUAAUAGGAUGGGAUCAAAACGACCGAUAAUUUUGGUUCACCCUGGCAGAGAUUCGGCAUUCGCAUAUUCGACACUUUCCAGUGACCUAGGUCAAGACCAGCCCAUAAUUGCUCUUGAGUAUUACAAUCUAUUUCAGGAUUCUGACCUGGACGAGACAGUUGAAGAUAUGGCAGCCAGAUAUGUGAAAACAUUGCUUUCACUAUGUCACAUCGAACCUCCCUAUAUUCUUGGCGGGUGGUCAUUCGGGGGGCUCGUUGCGUUUGAAAUGUCACGACAACUCAACGCAUUAGGAAAGUCGGUUAAACAAAUUUUCAUGUUUGACACCUCCUUCCCUACGUGGUUUGACACGAUACCUGACUACGUUGUUCCUGACGAUAUUUGCGAAAUUAUAAACGAACCGGAGAAACAGUUGUACGAAACUUUGAGCGAGUCCUUACAACAAAAAUACAAAAAAGCUGCAAUUUUAGAAUUGAAUGCAAUAUUGUCAUACAGAUUGGUACAUCCGGGUGACUUUGGUCAGAUGAAAAUUGUACAAUUUCUACCGGAGGCUUCAAAAUUAGAGCAUUACACUGGAUGGAAUUCAUUCUGUUCAUCUCUUGUGAUAGAGCCAAUUCCUGGAGAUCACGGGUCAAUUUUACGAAAUACCGAUCACAGAGCCAGUUUAGUUAAAGGAAUUAAGAGACUAACUUCGCCAAAAUUAAUAUUUGUAUUUGCAAGUUCUUCGUUCAAUAGUGACAAAUUGUCACAAUUAUUACCCGGACAUUUUGUCAUUGCCUUGGACGAGAAAAAUUUUACUGAAUUUAAAGAUAACUUCGGAACACAGUUUACAAAAUGCAUCGGUGUCUCACCCGGCGUUUCGAUCGGUUACAUAAACGGAUUUGAUUACGAAAAAUGCAGACUUGCAAUAGAGGCCUCUGUUCUCAUGAAGAUAUUUUCAUUGUUUCCUCCGACGAGGGCAAUGUCUGCCUUGCGGCCGAAUUACGACAGACGUUCUCCCUUCCGACCGGGUCAUGGCCGGAGGAAAGUUUAAAAUUUAGGGAUAAAGUCGU